GGGACCGGCGGGCCCAGGCGGUGACAGGAGCGGCGGCGGCGGGGCCGGGACAGGGCGGCGGGGACAGGGCAGCGCCGCCGGGGGCCACACCGAGCUCCCCUUCUCCCAGCGCGGCCCGGCCGGGCUCGCCGCUCCCUUCGGGCCUGGCGGGGUCACCUUCAUGGGCUGGCGGUAGCGCUGGGCCCGGAGCACGGCGGUGCCCGGGGCCUGGUUGAGGAGGCGUCGGCGGGGAGAGAGCGGGGCCCGGGGCCGGCGGUGGGGCCCGGGGCCAUGUUCGUGCAGGAGGAGAAGAUCUUCGCGGGGAAGGUGCUGAGGCUCCAUGUGUGCACCAUGGAGGGCGCGGAGUGGCUGGAGGAGGUACCCGAGGACACCACGGUGGAGAAGCUGAAGGAGCGGUGCCUGAAGCACUGUGUACCUGGGAGCUUGGAGGAUCCAAAAACUGUGACACAUCAUAAAUUGAUCCACGCUACUUCUGAGAAGGUGCUGACAGACACAAAAACAGUGUUGGAGGAAAACAUUCAAGAUAGAGAUGUCUUGCUUUUAAUAAAGAAGCGUGCGCCGCCUCCGCUCCCCAAAAUGGCAGAUGUGUCAGCAGAGGAGAAAAGGAAACAAGAGCAGAAAGCUCCUGAUAAGGAUGCUAUUCUCAAAGCAACUGCAAAUCUGCCCUCUCGCAAUGUCGAUCGCACUGUGGCCCAUCACAACAUGAGGGAUUUUCCUUUCUUGCAGUUCCAGACAGAGCUCCGGAAGAUCUUAGUGUCUCUUAUAGAAGUUGCACAGAAAUUACUAGCACUGAACCCAGAUGCAGUUGAACUCUUUAAGAAGGCAAAUGCCAUGCUGGAUGAGGAUGAGGAAGACAGAGUGGAUGAGAUAGCUCUGCGACAGCUCACAGAAAUGGGGUUUCCAGAAAGCAGAGCUGUCAAAGCCCUUCGAUUAAAUCAUAUGUCGGUGACCCAGGCCAUGGAGUGGUUGAUAGAACACGCCGAUGACCCUACAGUGGAUGCUCCACUUCCAGGUCAGACUCCAGCAGAAACCAUCACUGAAGCUGGUGCAUCCUCUGCUGAGGCCAUUGCAGGUCCCAGUUCGGAAGCUGGUGGGGAAGAGGCCAAGGAUGAGCUGACAGAAAUAUUCAAGAAAAUCAGGAGGAAAAGAGAGUUUCGUCCAGACCCACGGGCUGUCAUUGCCCUGAUGGAGAUGGGAUUUGAUGAAAAAGAAGUGGUAGAUGCGCUCAGAGUCAACAACAACCAGCAAAACGCGGCUUGUGAAUGGCUGCUGGGAGACAGAAAGCCUUCUCCAGAGGACUUAGACAAGGGAAUUGACACCAAUAGCCCUCUCUUCCAAGCCAUCUUAGAAAACCCAGUGGUACAGUUAGGGCUAACCAACCCUAAAACUCUACUAGCCUUCGAGGAUAUGCUUGAAAACCCCUUGAACAGCACUCAGUGGAUGAACGAUCCAGAAACGGGGCCUGUCAUGCUCCAGAUCUCCCGAAUCUUCCAGACGCUGAAUCGCACGUAGAGGGGGGAAAUGCCAGUUCCACUGUGCCACUUCCUACUGUCCCUCACUUCACCUUCUCCUCACUGGGGAAGGGUGCUUGGAUUGUCUGGGGAGGGGGGCGGAUGGAAGGGGGG
Molecule: messenger RNA, 1625 nt
Organism: Calidris pugnax (ruff)
Lineage: Eukaryota; Metazoa; Chordata; Aves; Charadriiformes; Scolopacidae
Gene: UBAC1
Product: UBA domain containing 1
Exons: 10
Coding region: 271-1512 (413 amino acids)
Molecular function (GO): protein binding
Source: RefSeq, a predicted model, not a curated record